GGAAGCCUACGGGAAUAGAAGAGAAGUAUCGAAAUCAAUCCACAGGUCGAAAGCUCUGAUAAAUUUAGCCGUCGAUUGCCACCAGGAGCUGCUCGAAGGAAUCGUAGGAAUUGAGAAAUGGAGAAAAUGAUGCUGAUGAGAUCGUUGUGCCGGUCAAUCGUUCGCCGAUCUCAAAUUUUUUCGUCUUCCGCUGCAGCGGCCGGCACCGCCGUCCGCCGCCUUCAUUUCUCUUCCGCUCCGCUCCCCGCCUCUUCGCCUAAUCAAAAUCGCAUGCCUCCUUUUGGUUUACGCCUUGGGGGCACACGUUCUUUCAGUGUAGAGGUUUCGCAAAUGCCUGAUAUUAAAGACCCAGAUGUUAAAAAUGCUUUUAAGGAUUUAAUGGCCGCAUACUGGGAUGAACUCCCGCCUGCAGUACACGAGGACGUAAAAAAGGCAUUAACCAAAAACAGCGAUGACAAGGCUAGCCAGGAAGCCCUGAAAAAUGUGUUUCGAGCUGCAGAGGCAGUUGAGGAGUUUUCAGCGAUGGUCAUCUCGCUAAAAAUGGAACUUGAUGAUGCUAUCGGGGCUACUGGCGAGGAUGUGAAACCACUCUCAGAUGAAUAUAUCAAUGCUUUGAAGACGAUCUUUAACAGAUAUAACGCAUAUCUGGCUUCAUUUGGUCCGGAUGAAAUUUAUUUGAAGAAGAAGGUUGAGAUGGAGUUGGGAUCGAAGAUGAUACACUUGAAGAUGAGGUGUGCUGGCCUUGAUGCCACGUGGGGAAAGGUUACUGUCCUGGGGACUUCUGGGCUCUCCGGUUCUUAUAUAGAGCAAAGAUCCUAAACAUUAGGGGUACCUAAUAUUUGAAUUUUUUCUUGUCCGCGUCGCCUGCAGUGUUUGUUCGUUGCAAAAGAAGUGACGGUAACGUUGCCGAGAAAUUUCUGCUACUAGUUUAUUGUUCGCUUGUUCUCUUCUGUUUUCGAAUAAAAACUUGCAAAAUGUUUUGAUCCUUUCGAUGGAAUCACAUUUCCAAUAACUAUUA
Andrographis paniculata is the source of this 1018-nucleotide messenger RNA. RefSeq names its product succinate dehydrogenase subunit 5, mitochondrial. Bases 118 to 819 code for a protein of 233 amino acids. Lineage: Eukaryota; Viridiplantae; Streptophyta; Magnoliopsida; Lamiales; Acanthaceae. Gene Ontology annotation, biological process: tricarboxylic acid cycle. The transcript is spliced from 4 exons. Gene Ontology annotation, cellular component: respiratory chain complex II (succinate dehydrogenase). The record is from RefSeq and is a predicted model, not a curated record.